Messenger RNA from Anthonomus grandis grandis, 4009 nucleotides. Its product is annotated as protein prune homolog 2. The record is from RefSeq and is a predicted model, not a curated record. Lineage: Eukaryota; Metazoa; Arthropoda; Insecta; Coleoptera; Curculionidae. Gene Ontology annotation, cellular component: cytoplasm. Bases 241 to 1521 code for a protein of 426 amino acids. The transcript is spliced from 6 exons.
AUGGCGGAACAGAAAUGGUUGUGAAUAAACAAACUAUAACUGGGGAAUCUCAAUCUGAAAUAAUUUAAAAUUCUGUAAACAAUUGUUAUCAAAGUGAAAGCUACGCUAUUUGUCUUACAUUCACACUUUAUUUAAAUAAUUCCCCGAGCCCAAGCAAUAAGUCUGCAGCGGAAGAGCAAGAUUCUAAGUAAUAAUUUUGUUAUAUUCAUAGUACACAAAUAAUUUGUUAUAUAUCCCAUAAUGGAACAGUGCUCGAAAUACGAUUCCUCUGGUUGUAUGAACUCAGACUUGGAAACAAGCAGUUCCACAGGGGACCAAUCUAAUCAAGAAUACUCAGAAAGUAAAUAUACUGUGGUGAAUAAAUCCUUACCUUUAAUAGAGAAUGCCACCAAUUUCCACCCACUGAUGACAAUAUCACCAGUAAUGGGCAUGUCUCCUGAUUUUCCUGAUUUAAUCCCAGAAAAGGCAAAAAAUAAAUAUAAAGAAGUUAAGUUUAACCCAGAAGCACAUAGUACCACAUUAGAACAUAGUUCUGAUUCUAAUGAUUCUUUUGAAAGGCAACUAAAUAUGCCUAUAUUGGAAUAUGAUGAUAAAUUGCCAGAGUUUCCCAAAAGCCCUUCGGCACUUAAAAAACUUCUGAUGUAUGAUUUACCAGUGGAAGGAUCUUAUGACCCUACCAGUGAUACAGAAAAUGAUAAAUCUAUCUAUGAGGCCCACUUAAGUUCUAAUUUGCAAAGAGUUUCUCUCACAAUGAAUGAAAAAGAAGGAAAUCUUAACUUUCUGGCUCACAACAAAAGAAGCAAUAAAUUAAGGCGAAUAAGACUUGUACAAGCCGAUUUCCAAAAGAGUGAUGUUUCAUCAUUAGACAGUGAUUCUGAUGAUAGCCUAAAGUCAGAUAUAUUUGAAGAUGAAGGUGAAAAGGUCAAAGACUUGGAUGAAGAUACCAACUCUUCAGAGCCUAUAGAGCCACUUAGUGCAGCAAAAGAAAGGAGGCAUGCUAGAAAUUGGCAGAGAAUGAUAUUGCCUGGCGGAGAACACAGAACUAUUGAUAUGAGAGUUAUAGAGCCUUACAAAAGAGUGCUUUCCCAUGGUGGUUACUUAAGAGCAGGAGGUCACACAGCAAUUGUUUUGUUUGCCGCUUGCCAUUUGCCAGAUAAAUCUAGAGUUGAUUAUGAUUAUGUAAUGGAUAAUCUAUUCUUAUAUGUUUUAUGGACCUUAGAGAGGUUAGUUACAGAAGAUUAUGUAAUGGUGUAUCUCCAUGGAGCUGCCACACGUUUACCAUCUUUUUCUUGGUUAAAAAGGUGUUAUCAAAUGAUUGGUAGAAAACUGAGGAAAAAUUUGAGCCAUUUAUAUAUUGUACAUCCCACACUAUGGAUUAAGACUAUGCUGUACAUGUCCAAACCAUUUAUAAGAAUUUUUGUAUACUUUCAGUUCCAAAUUCUACAGAAAAAUCUCAUUUAUAAGCAGUAUAAAAGACUUAUUAUCGAGAGUUCCUUUGGAAGCUGCUGCAAUACCAGAUAAAGUAAAAGCCUAUGAUAGCCUACAUGGAACUUCGUAGAUAACACUUUUAGUUAAGUUUCUAGGCAAUACUCGUUUUCAAAACUUUUUAGGAAAACAUAGAAGAAAGUUUAUGAAAGCUUUAAAUUAUGAAAAACGUAAUAUUUUAAGGUCUUUGCCUAUUUUAAUCACACUUGAAAAUCGACUACAGAUACAUUCCUUUCUGAAUAUGAUAUGUUUAUAUAUCAGGGAAUUAAAAUUAUCUUUUCAAUCCUCUUCAUAAAGUGAUAUAUAUUUUACCAAAAAAUUGCGUAUUAUUAUUGCAGUCAUAAUUAUAAACUUUUAAGUUUUUGAUACCAGGGCCAGUAAAAGACUUGCUAUUGAAAACGGGACGUUUACUAUAGUCAGGUCUUUCUAAAGAUUAUAAAAAAAAAACAAUAACGCUCCUAAUAGCAGAAGAAGCUAAAAUUUGUCCUUAAUUUUGUUUUAUUCCAAUAUUAUAAAAAGUAAAAAUAUAGCAGACCGUGAGUCGGCUGAGCUGACUAGUGAGGACUAUUGUUACUUUUUUCUAGUUUUAAGAAGUUAAACUUUCAUACAAUGGAAAAAUCUUGUGAUAAUAUUUAGUUGAAUAUAAAAUAUUCCAUUUUAAAAAUUUUUAGAAUAACCUAGUGACUUUUUUAUGGUUUUUUUGGCCCUACGUUAUAUUUUUUCAUAAGAUCACGUCGUAAAGUCUCCCUAUUUAAUAUCUGAGAGGGAAAAAAUUACAAAGUUGAAAAACACUACAGCAAUCUAUAUUACCCAAACCACAGUAAACCUUUUUAGUUAUUUUCGUCAUGACUUUACGUCGCCUAUGUAGGUCCAAUUUGAUUAAGGCUCUCAAGUCGUUUUAUUCAUUUACUUAGGCCAAUGUAAAUGUCUAUAAUUUGAAAACAUUUCGACAAACUGGACAAUUUCCACCAAAUAUUGUUUUAAAUAAUAUGACAAAUUGAUCCAAAAAGUUCAAUUUUUUUAGUGCAAGUAAUAUCACACAAGAGUUUUUUAAAAAUUUUUUCCAAAAUCAACAGGCAGGUGUAUGAUCAAAAGUAAUUUGACAAAAAUAUCGAUGUGGAUGCCAAACUUGAAACUUUGAUUUAUUGGUUGUGUGCGAUAUACUUAACUUGAAUAUUUGUUAUAAAUCUUGUGAUAAAAUUGAUAUUUAAAAAAGUUUAGGAAUGACCUUACGAUUGUUCGUGUUUUAUUGGCCCUGGAUUAUAUUUUUUAAUGUGAUGCUAUCGUAAAAACUUUCCCGAUUCAACUUCUGAGCGAGAAAGGAUGUGAAAUUUUAAAAACACUGAAUCAAUCUUUAUUACCUUAUGAUAGAGUUUACCUGGCUUAGCGUUGGGAGGAUAACUUAUCUUAGGGUAAUAAUUUUAGGAAUUCUCUAGUUGUCUAAAGUUUUUGUAAAUAGUUUAUGAGCGUUUUAAUAACUGCGACAACAAAAAUUACUGAAAUCUAUCCAAAAUAUAACUGUCAACAUUUGCUUGUGCGAUUGUAUUUAAAGGUAUUAAAACAACUCUCGACAGCCAACGAACUAACGGAUUUUCAAUACAGGUGAUUCAAAAUAUGUCUGUUAGAUCAGGGUAGAAAGGAUUUCUAAAGCAGCUAUGCGCCUCUUUAUGGAACGCCACCGAAAAAAAUAUAUUUUUCAUAUUUCUGGACCUAUAAUAAAAAAAAAACUGAGGGUUAGUAACAAACUAAUCCAAUACUGAAGGAUAUAAGAUCAAAUCUAGAAAAAUAUUUUAAAAUGUAACGCUUAUCUUUAAAAAAAAAUUACUGAAUAACCUAAUUGAAAUACCCCUCGAUCUUAAGCCGACUGCUUUUUCAACAAUACCGAAUUCCUUUUCAUCCCUAUUAAUCUUUUCGCUCAAAAGCCGAGUUGAGGUUUUUCCGAUUUUAGUUUAGAAUCGUGCAUUUUAUGUAUUUAAAUUGCUUACAUUACAGUAUUCACUAGUAAAUACAACUUUUAAAGAAACAACUAAAUUUUCAGCUCGCUGGUUUUGUUAAAUCAACAAGCUUGCUAUGUUUAGUACUAGCCUAGUUGGAGGAUGGUAGUAUAUAUACAAUUUUCCUAGUUUUUCACCAAGCUUUUUAUACUUUUUUAUGAAGCCAAGCAUUAGAACCUUUAGUUAGGUCUAGAAUAGAAUGUAAAACUACCAGAAAAUACACCAUUUAGUUAUUAAGAUUUAGAGAGCUUAUCAUGAAAACUAGAGGUACAAAGAGUAUAGAUUGUAUAUCUUUUAUUAAAAAUGGCUUAUUUUAUGGAGAAAAUCGACUGUACUUAUCUACAACGAAUUUCUUAUAGAUAUAUGAAAAAGAAUCUCUAUUGUAAGGGCAAUGUAGAUCUGAAUUUUAUUUAUUUCAAAAUAUCUGUGGUAUAUUCAUUCCUUAAAAUUUAUUUAUUUAUUUAUAUAAAAUGUGUGUAUGUGUUGUUGAUGUAGUAAAUUUGAAAUAAUAUACUUUAUGUUUCUUAUGA